AUGCAUCGCUCUUCAAAACGACAGAGACUGUCGCGCAAUGGAUCAUAUCGACGACUAGCCGAUCUCUCUCGAAGGGAGCUCGAAUCCGACCCUGACGAAGAUAUGAAGCCGCGCGACCUCUCCCCCCCUGGGUUAUGGGAUGACGAUUCGAAUCAUCUCGACCCACGCCAGGAGAUUGAGGUGCUCGCCGAUGUUAUUGUCGUGAAUACGGUGCUGGUUUCUGUCGAUGUCAACGCUGCGGGCGAAACCACUGCCAUCACGACAAUCGCUUCAGUCCCCUCGGUACCUGAAGUACCUGAUGUGCCUCCGUUUCCUAGCGACCUGACGGUCCCAGAAGUUCCACCAUACCCGUUUCCUGCAUCCGAUAUCACCUCAUCGUCUUUCCCCGAGGCAACUCCGUCCGCUGAUGUCACUCCAGCUGUGUCAGAUCCUGAGGUGCCCCUGACAACACCACCAGCAACAUCCGUUUCCGAAUUCCCCAUCUCUUCUUCUUCUUCUUCCUCUUCUUCUUCGUCAUCAUCCAGCAUUCCCAGCACGGACUCUCUAAGCUCCUCUAUACCUGAACCCUCAUCGUCCCCUUCCCCGAUCGUAUCGCCGACGGCGAAUUCGACCGUUACCACAUCUUCGUCCAGUAGUCUCUCAAACAUCUUCCUCAUAAACCUUAACCGAACCUCAUCUUCAUCUUCGGGUCACUCGAUGACCACCGCAUCCUCCGCUUUUGAAUCAUUGAGCUCUUUCAUUUCGCUGUCCGAUUUUGCAACCGAAACCGGGACAGCGGUUGUCCCUGGGAUUGGUCCAGGGGCAACCGACACGGCCGGAGGGGCUGGUUCAUCGGGUACUGGGGAAGACGGUGCUGGGUCAGGAGACGGUGAUAAUAAACCUGUGUCCACUCCGGUGGUGGUUGGAGGGGUAGUCGGCGGCCUGGCAGGAAUUACAUUGCUUCUGGUCGUCGCACUACUCUUGCUCCGAUGGUAUAAAAGAAAGAGUAAUGGUCUCCCGCUCCCUGACACCGACACCCGCGAUGCCUCCAACCCAUCCCGCCGUAGUGGCAUGCACACCAUUAUUCCCGCGACCCUUCGACGCCUCUCCGGGCCCCACCAUGGGAUUACGGCCGCCGCCGCCGACGAGAAAGGCUUCCAAAAAGUCAGCGGGCGUAAGCUACCCUCCGCAUUCGCCACUCCUGGUCAAGAGCCUCAACUUCCCAACAUCCAAGACAUGGGCGCGGCAGGCCUAACCAUCGGCGCAUCCGGCGCCGCGAUCCGCGAUUGGGAAAAGAAAGAUAUGGGCAUCCCGUCCUCAUCGGCCAGCCUCGCCCCGGCCUUACGUCCGCACGACAGCACCAUGACCUCCAGCUCCUACUACCCCGGCGACCGCGACAGCCGAGCCACCUACUCCUCCCUCCCCAGCGGUGCCGGCAUCCUCGCGCCCGCGCCCCUCGCCCUGGCCCCCGCGCUGCCGCGCGACUCCACCAUGACCACCGGCACGGCGCCUGUGAGCCGGGACUCGGUCCCCGGGACCCUGAUGCCAUCGCCCGCGCGUACGCCCACGGUACACCAUUCGCCGGGCGGGCCGGGGACGUUCCCGUUCUUGCCGCCCCCGUCGCCGCCUGUGCCAAGGGAGGCGUCGCGGACGGGGACGGCGAGUAGUGCGGGGUCGGUGGGGGUAAGGCAGGAGGAUAGUCGGGGCACGUUGGGGCGGAGCUUUGCUAGCCAUGAUGGGAGUCGGGGGAGUCGGUUUACGGAGGAAGUCUGA
This is a messenger RNA of Eremomyces bilateralis CBS 781.70, 1752 nucleotides long. RefSeq lists its product as uncharacterized. The record is from RefSeq and is a predicted model, not a curated record. The coding region runs from base 1 to 1752 and encodes 583 amino acids. Lineage: Eukaryota; Fungi; Ascomycota; Dothideomycetes; Eremomycetales; Eremomycetaceae. The transcript is spliced from 2 exons.